This is a messenger RNA of Choloepus didactylus (southern two-toed sloth), 4015 nucleotides long. RefSeq names its product pentraxin 4 (gene PTX4). NCBI's taxonomy places the organism in Eukaryota, Metazoa, Chordata, Mammalia, Pilosa, Megalonychidae. The record is from RefSeq and is a predicted model, not a curated record.
AGUAAGGCAGAGUGAGGGGAUGGCGUGACAGGGGGCUGUGGCAGGGCCACUUCAUGCAGGGUGAGACCCCUGGAGAGAAGGCGUCUGGGCGGAGCCCUAAGUGUCCCAAAGAGGAGGGAGGGAGCAGCCAGGCCUGGCCACGGAGGCUGCUGCGAGGACUGCAGGGUGUCAGGGUCUAGCCCUCACACAGAUGGGAGAAGGGGCGGCAGGGGCAGCUGCAGGAAGGCCCGGCCUGGACCAGGGUGGAGACAGCCCUGGGCCGUGAAGAGGCUGAACUCAGGUGUCUUCAGAGGUGGGACUCAUGGACCGGAUGGGGCCACGGGAGGGCAGCCCAGGACCCCACUCCCCGGGACCCACUGGUCCUGCACCCAGGGAUCCUCCCAGGCCACCCCUGGCUUCGAGCCCGACUCAGCCGUCCCCACAGCUGCUUUCUUCCUUUAUUCCUUAUUUUGCUGAAACCUGUCAACCAAUGACUUCCCAAGAAAGGGAAUUAGUUUCCCAAGGCUGUCACCAAAAGUACCACAAAUUGACUUAACAGAAAUUUAGUUUCUCCCAGCUCUGGGGGGCAGGAGUCAGAAAUCCAGCAGGGGCGGGGCCUGGCCCCCUCCGAGGUUCUGGGGCAGGGUCCUUCCUGCCUCUUCCAGCUUGAGGGGCUCUGGCUCCUGGGUUCAAGGCCACAUUCUCCUGUUCCUGUGGCCGUCCCCCCUGCGUGCCAUCUUCUAUUCUCCUAUAAGGACACAUGGCAUUAGGGCCCUCCCGGCAUUCCGGGGUGGCCUCACCUUGAGGUCCUGGAUUUAAGGACAUCUGCAAAGACCCUUUGUACAAAUAAGCUCAGUCCCAGGUUCUGGGGGUGAGGAUGCAGACACGUCUUCUGUAAUGGCUCCCACCACGCAUCUUAGCUUUGUCUAAGGGAGAAAGGGGGCCUUGCCAGGAGCCGCCCUGCACAGUGGGGACCCCGGGCCCCACCCUAGACCCAGCUCCCGACGGCUCCCAGUGGCUUCCGGCCCCAGGCGGGCUCCCUGCCCCGCUUCUGCGUCCUUUUGGUGGGAACCUGAGCGCAUCAGCUCCUGCUAAAGCAAUCACCCCACCCCACCCCCAGCCUCCGAGUGACGCUCCCAGACAAGAGCUUGCACCAGGGAGGGUCAUUUUCCAAAGAAACUGUUUGCAUGUGUUUUAAACUUGUCUCCUUGGGAACAUCCAACGGUGCCGUGCCCAUCAGCCGGAAGGCACGUGCCUUUCAUGAACGUGGACGAAGUACCUGGUUCCCAGCCAGGGUCGGAGGGAAAACCGCUCCACUCAGUGGCACAUGAGACAGAGAGGACAACUCCUGCCCUCGGGGGAGCUGGGUCAGCAUGGGCUGCCUGGGGCAGAAGACCCGGGCGCGUUUCCUUAUUUUUGUGCCCGUCUGUCUCCUUGCAGCUUUGUCACAGGAAUCCGGAACAGCAAGGCAAAGAAAACCAUUUCUGGAGAGGCUCCGGAGACUAGAAGAGCAGUUCCGCAGAUUUCAGCAGGUGACAACAACACACCUGCAGGGCAUCGCCCGCAACUACAACAUGUCCUACAACAUCGACGUCCGGUUCUGGAGCCUGGCUCAGGAGAGCUGCGCCCUGGCCCUGGCCGCCAACCAGUCGCAGGCCGCGGUGCAGGCCGACCUGGGCCACCUGAGGAGCUGGGUGAGGCGGACGCAGCACAGGGGCUGCAAGGUGGAUGCCAAGCUGCUGGCCCUGGACCUCGCCCUGAGCGAGGGCACCGAGCAGCAUGCCCGGGAGAAGGCAGAGCAGAAGGCCCAGGGGGACACCCUGUCCAGCCUGGCCCUGGCCGUGCAGGCCCUGCAGGACUCGCUGGCUCCCCUGGCGCGCCUUGUCCAGAGCCAGGGUACCAGGCUGGCUGCUCUCGGGGGAUGGCUGCAGGAGGCUAGCCCGGGCACCGCCGCUCCCGAGCAGACCCCUGCCCCCACCCCGGCCCCAGCCCUGGCCCUGGCCCCGGCCCAGCCCGAGUGGCCCAGCCCAGUCUCCCUGGGGCCGCAGAGGGACAGGAGACGUGGGAGCCCCCCAGCCUGGCUGGCCAACAGGCACCCAGGGGGACAGCGGCAGCCCCAAGGGACCCUCCUCAGCUUGCACGGUCCCCCCAGGAACCAGGAGAGACCGUCUCCCAGGAGCUGUAACCUUAUGCUCCACGGGUCCCACCUGCCCGCUGUCAGCCUUGACCAGGCAGCAGCCUGCCCACCACCCACCAUCCGCCCCGUCCUCGGUGUCCCCGCUUGGAGGUCCCCACAGCCUUUGCAGACAAGUUUGGCUUUGCCAUUUCCGACCACCUGGGUCCGGGUUUUCCGGCCAGCUCUUCCGUGCGGAGGUGCUGCGCUGGGUGCCGUGGGGUGUCCAGCGGCCUCUCUUGCCUCUCCUUGCGAGGUGCCUGUCCAUCCCUGGUGCUCAGUUUUGCUGCGCUCACUGCCCUGGCUGGUUCAGCACCCUUGGGGCCCCGCAGCUCUCGAGUCGGCCACACCAGGCCCAGCCCGCCGGAGCCGGCACUCCUCCCUCUGCUUCCACGUGGGACCGGCACUCGUGUUCCCCAACGCCUCCUCCGAGAACGCAGUCUUCCUCCACCCCGGCCUGCUGGCAGGGCUGCGGGCUCUGUCCGUCUGCAGCUGGGUCCGCACGGCCGCGGGCUACCUGGGCACUCUCCUCUCCUCCGCCACCGAGGACAAGGACACCAAGCUGGUGCUGCCCGGCAGCCACUCCCUGCUCCCCGGCUCCCUCCACCUCGUGGUCGGAGACCCGGCCUUCAGGGAGCUGCCACUGCAGCCGCUGCUGGACGGCCGCUGGCACCACCUGUGUGUCAUCUGGACGUCUGUCCGGGGAAGGCACUGGCUCUACGUGGACCGCAGGCCGGUGGCCACCAGCUCCCACUUCAGGGAGGGCUACGAGAUCCCACCCAGGGGGGCCCUGGUGCUGGGCCAGGAGCAAGACCGCGUGGGGGGCGGGUUUGACGGUGCCGAGGCCUUGUGGGACCGGGUGCUGGCCCCUGGGGAGGUCGCCGAUCUUGCCGCCGGGAAGGGGCUCCCGCCAGGCGCCAUCCUGACGCCGGCCAAUGCCGCGUCUGCAGGCGGGUCCAUGCAGAUGGUCACCUGCACCUGCCUGGAGCUCUGCCCACGAGGCCACCCUGCGGGGGCUGUGGUUGUGCCCUGCGCUGCCAGCCUCUGCCGCCACCAGCCACCCCCGACCCCAGCACAUCCCGCGAGGGGCGAGGCCUCUGCUCUGGGCCACACUUACCUGCCCGCUGGGGCAGCUCUGGCAUCGCAUCAGGGCUGGGGGAGGGCACCUGGCAGCGUUCCAGAUCCUUUUCAUGGCUGUGGGUCCCGACGUGUGUGUGCCCAGCCUCUGCCUGCCUCUGUUCCAUCAGCAGGGCGUGAUCAGGUGCACAGGGCUGCUGGCCCCUGAGGCCUCUAGACUGGGGGUGGAUUUGCAGCAACGAGAGUCCCUGGAAACCGUGUGGGCGUUUGAACCAUCACCGCCCUCUCCCCAGCGUGACUUACGGCAAUGUCGCCUGGGGUGAUCGCUAUUCCAGCAUCUCUCACGGGAAGACCCCAACCCCACGGCCUCCUCCCUGGAAGCCUCAGCCGGGUGGUCCGUCCUACCAUCCUGGGGUGGCCAUGGAGGCCGCCAGAGCCCACAGAAUGGAGGGAAAACUGCUUCAGAUCAGUGGGAUCCUGGGGGAGCAAGCCACUGAAAAGUAAGGGCUGGAGGUGGACACGGCCACAGUUCUUACACAACUCUGUUGAGGUAUGAUUUACUUACACUAAAGUUCAGCUGUUUUAGGUGUACGAUUCAAAGGUUUUUAGCAAGUUGACCAAGUUGAACAAUUGCCACCAAAAUCUAGUUUAGAAAAUGUCACCCUGAAAAGAGCUGUGCCCGUGAGCAGGCUCUCCCCCACCCCAGCCCCCAGCAACCGCCCCUCUGCUCCCGUCCUGCUCCCUGUGUCUACGACGUGUCUCUUCUGUGUGUUCCACAUAAAUGUA